Molecule: messenger RNA, 1062 nt
Organism: Aspergillus ochraceoroseus IBT 24754
Lineage: Eukaryota; Fungi; Ascomycota; Eurotiomycetes; Eurotiales; Aspergillaceae
Exons: 4
Coding region: 214-966 (250 amino acids)
Source: RefSeq, a predicted model, not a curated record
CUUGCACUAUGCGGCCCAAUCCGGAGCAUAUUACCAGGUAGUUAAUGCAUGGCGAUGCAUAACCCAAUCCAUCUUGAUCUAUAGAUCCCGCGUUACCUAGCUCUGUGAAUUAUACCUCCGGCUCAACAUGUAUGUAAAAGGUUCAUUCCCCCCCCCCCAAAAAAAGUCUAGUCACCCCUUCUUUCAUUUCAUAGUUCCCUUCUCCCCGCAAGAAUGUCGAUUGCUGGCAAAACCGCCCUCAUCACCGGAGGGGUCAAGAACCUCGGCGCCCAAAUCGCCAGAGAGUUCGCAGGCGCCGGUGCCAACCUAGCCCUGCACUACCACUCUGCCAGCAGCCAGAACGACGCCGCGACACUGGAAGCCGAGCUCAGGCAAAAGUACCCCGACCUGAAAGUCACCGUCUACCAGGGCGAUCUCACCUCCGCUGCGGCAGUCACCAAGCUCUUCCAGGAGGUGCUGCAGGAGUUUGGCAAGAUUGAUAUUGUAGUGAACACGAUCGGCAAGGUGUUGAAGAAGCCGAUUACGGAGAUUACCGAGGAGGAGUAUGAUUCUAUGUUUGCGAUCAACUCCAAGACGGCCUUCUUCGUGCUCAAGGAAGCCGCAAUUCAUGUCUCGGAUGGCGGGAAGAUCAUUACCAUUGUUACGGCGCUGCUGGGGGCCUUUACGGGCUACUACACCUCUUACGCUGGAAGCAAGGCUCCCGUCGAGCAUUUCACCCGCGGAGUCUGCAAAGAACUCCAGUCCCGUCAAGUGAGCGUUAACAACAUCGCCCCAGGCCCUAUGGAUACCCCGUUCUUCUAUCCCCAGGAAUCCCCCGAGGCCGUCGCCUUCCAUAAAUCCAACGGCAUGGGUAAUCGGCUGACGAUGGUGGAAGAUAUCGCACCUCUUGCGUUGUUCUUGUGUACCGGGGGGGCAUGGAUCACGGGCCAGACUAUCUUUGCGAAUGGAGGAUAUACUACUCGUUAAGCUGGGUUGCUUGGGUUGAUUUGACUGUAUAUAACGAAAGCCACGCUGUUCCGACUCUUGAUUUUGAGAGGGUCAUUUGACUUCACUCAAAGUAGU